Molecule: messenger RNA, 1692 nt
Organism: Arabidopsis arenosa
Lineage: Eukaryota; Viridiplantae; Streptophyta; Magnoliopsida; Brassicales; Brassicaceae
Source: the annotation of a GenBank genome assembly
UGGAUAUAAAUAUUCACAUAUGCAAAUUAGUAUCCCUAGCUCUUAGCAUUGCAUCUAUAUUAGGUUACAUUCACACUCUCAAUUCAUCUAUAAUUCACAUUUCCCUCUCCCCUUUUCUGAAACGUCUAGCUAUCAAAUGAGUUUGAAGCGUUCUUCUUCUUCUUCUUUCUUUUUCUUUCUCUUUUUCUUCUUCCUUCUUUCUUCUCAUGCCUCCUCACAAGCUUGCCAAAAAACAUGCGGCCAAAUACCCAUCAAGUACCCGCUCGGAACCGGGUCAGGUUGCGGUGACCCACGUUUCACACGUUACAUCACGUGCGACCCGGACCAACAGACUUUGACGCUCACCACCCACACAGGCUGUUACCCUAUCACUUCCGUCGACUACGCCAAGCAAGAGAUCUACGUCACCGACCCGUCCAUGUCCACGUGUGCAUGUACCCGACCCAGCCAUGGAUUCGGGUUGGAUUGGGACGCUCCGUUUUCUUUCCAUGACGACACCGUUUUCACGCUCCUUGACUGUUCCGUAGACGAAUCCCCUGUUUUCACGCCGUUAAGUAACGGUAGCGGACGUGUCUCCCUCUGUGACCGUCAAAGCUCCUCUAUUUGCACCUUCUUGUACUCCAAUUGCAGGGCGAUAAGUCUAAUAAACCUUCAAGUAUCAACGUGCUGCGUCUACGUGCCUCUUGAUCUCGGACCAUCGUUCGAAAUGGAUCUGAACAAACUCAAGUGCUCGUCGUACUCCGGCUUCUACAACCUCGGCCCGGGCCAAGAAUCCCAUCCGGAGAAUUGGAACUACGGAAUCGCACUUAAGUACAAGUUCAACGUUUUCGAUGAGUACCCUGGCGUCUGCGGUGGCUGCGAGCGUAGUAACGGUGCUUGUGGCUUCAACACUCAGACAAGCUCGUUUGUUUGCAACUGUCCCGGUGGGAUCAACACGACAUCGGAUUGCUUCUUCCUUUAUAACUCUGCUUCUAUUCUUGUUCCUUGGUUCUCAAGAGAAUGGGUAAUGUACCCUUUGUCAUGGGUUGUUGUUUGGAUGAGGGCAUGUACAACGGUCGCUGCUCCGUUGUCGGCUGAUCUAUGCGAAGGAGAUUCCAAGAAGGCGAAGGCGGCCUCAAGGAAGCUGGAGAAGGAGACGAUGUUUGAGAAGCUGCAAUCUCUCACUGGUGAAUACUUAGAUCUCAUAACGAAAGAGCAGAAGGAGAAGAGAACUUCAUUGACUGUGGCGGAUCUCGCCGGCUGGGCGAAGCGUCUUUUCAAGGACGGGAAACAUGAUCAUGCUCUUGAGAUCUACGAGUGGAUGGAGAAAAAGAAGAUGAAAUUUUCUCCCUCACAGUUUGCAGAUUAUGUGGAAGUUGUGGGUGAUUUGAAAGGCUUCGAAGCUGCUAAGGAAGUGUUUUACAGAAUAGACCCAGAGUUCGACCAGAUGGACCUUGAUGCCAAGAAUUUGCCAGCUUUCUUGAUGCUGGUGAGGUUUGACGCAUUGGCCUUCGAAGAUCCUGUUGUUGAGAGACGUCGUGAACAUUUUCUUGUUGGGAGACGUGGUGAAUAUGCUAUGUUUGAGAAACGUGGUCGUAGAGGACUGCCUUCCCUAGAGGAUGAGGAUCCUUUACCUCUUAGACGAUAUUGAUGGUAAUGCUAUAAUGGCGUCAUAAUGGAAUGUGUCUUAUUGAAUAAAGCACGCACUGAAAG